Messenger RNA from Cyclopterus lumpus (lumpfish), 981 nucleotides. RefSeq names its product trace amine-associated receptor 13c-like. Bases 1 to 981 code for a protein of 326 amino acids. The record is from RefSeq and is a predicted model, not a curated record. The transcript is spliced from 2 exons. Gene Ontology annotation, cellular component: membrane. Lineage: Eukaryota; Metazoa; Chordata; Actinopteri; Perciformes; Cyclopteridae. Gene Ontology annotation, biological process: G protein-coupled receptor signaling pathway. Gene Ontology annotation, molecular function: trace-amine receptor activity.
AUGGAGACCCUGGGAGAAGCUCACCUCUGCUUUCCACAGCUGAACUCCUCCUGCGAGAAGCCGACACAUCCCCACACUGAGACCAUGCUGAUUUAUGUCCUGCUGUCUUCCAUCUCUCUGAUCACUGUCGCUCUCAACCUGCUGGUCAUCAUCUCCAUCUCCCACUUCAGGCAGCUGCACAGCCCCACCAACCUCCUCAUCCUCUCCCUGGCUGUCUCAGACCUCCUCGUGGGCCUCCUGCUGAUGCCGGUUGAAAUAAUCUACAUAGAGGACUGCUGGUUUCUCGGUGACGUCCUGUGCACACUGUAUUAUCUUGUAGACUACAUUAUUACAACCGCAUCAGUAGCCAAUAUGGUGCUCAUAUCAGUGGACCGCUAUAUAGCUAUUUGUGACCCACUGCAUUACCCCACCAAAGUCACCAAGAGAAGAGCACAACACUGUGUUUGCUUGUGUUGGAUCUGGUCUGUUAUCUUUAGGAUCAUCCUGUUACAUGAUCACCUGGAAAAACCAGGCCGGUCUAACUCCUGUUUUGGGGAGUGUGUGGUUGUCAUUAAUUAUACUGCAGGAGUUGUUGACCUUGUUUUCACUUUUAUUAUACCCAUUUUUGUCAUCAUAGUUCUGUACAUGAGAGUAUUCAUGGUGGCCGUGUCUCAGGCUCGAGCCAUGCGGUCUCACGUCGCGGCUUCAACCCAACGAGCCGUAACUGUGAAGAAAAAGGAGAUGAAAGCAGCUAGAACUCUUGGUUUUGUUAUCCUCGUUUUCUUGUGUUGUUUCUGCCCCUACUAUUAUCCCACACUGGCAGGCGAAGACACUUCAAUUGAUGCUUCUUCUGCUUCAUUUGAGAUCUGGCUGGCACAUUUUAACUCCUGUUUGAACCCUGUCAUCUACGCCUUUUUCUACUCAUGGUUCAGAAAAUCCAUUAAACUCAUCCUCACGCUUCAGAUUUUGAAGCCUGGCUCCUGUGAUGCUAAUAUACUAUAG